CUAGCAACGUCAUAAUCUUCUCAGACCCUGAAGAGUAUAAGAGGGCGUCACUAAACACAACUCAUCAUACAACAGCAGCCCAGGUCUCUGCCACACUACCAGCUGACAUAUACAGCAACACAGGUGAUCAAACAACAGAAACAUGAAUUUGGAUGUGGCCAAACCUGAAGCGAAAACUGGCAGCAAAGCUCCCCUCAGAGCCACCGGUCCUGGAUCCCCACGCAAGGGCCCACCUAAGUUCAAACAGAGGAACAGCCGCCAGUUCAAGAGCAAGCCUCCUAAGAGGGGCGUCAUUGGCUUUGGAGAGGAGAUCCCAGGAAUGGAAGGUCUUGGCACUGACAUCACUGUAAUCUGCCCAUGGGAAGCUUACAGCCAUCUGGAGCUACAUGAACUGGCUCAGUACGGUAUCAUCUGAGUCUCUUCACUGUGAAAUUCUUUUUAUAUUGACCAAAGGGAACUGAUGUGGCAAGUUUAGCUUCUGGAAUUUCAACUACUAACCCCACAAUCUGGAUCAUCAGUAUUGGCUUAGUGUGGUAACAGACUGCACUCUAAAGAUGUAGAAUGUAAAAUAUAUGUCUGCAUAUUGUGGAUGCUGUUCUUUGCCUAUGUUGUUUUUAUACAUUAAUUUAAUUUUCAUAAGACUCUCAAGCUGCCAUUUUAACAUCCAUAAACCCACUGAUGCUGAAUGUGUCUAAUGUUAAUAAGGUUGCAGUGGGAGCUGUAACAGGAGGCUUGGUCACUGGCUUUAAAGACAGGGUUUCUGCACAGCUGUCAGCAUUAUAUUUAUGAUGUUUAAUCCAACUCUCAAAAUAAAGCUUGGAAUUUUUUAAACA
Messenger RNA from Toxotes jaculatrix (banded archerfish), 833 nucleotides. It is a transcript of the gene pde6ga, whose product is annotated as phosphodiesterase 6G, cGMP-specific, rod, gamma, paralog a. NCBI's taxonomy places the organism in Eukaryota, Metazoa, Chordata, Actinopteri, Toxotidae. The transcript has 4 exons. The coding region runs from base 143 to 415 and encodes 90 amino acids. Gene Ontology annotation, molecular function: cGMP binding; 3',5'-cyclic-nucleotide phosphodiesterase activity. Gene Ontology annotation, biological process: visual perception; positive regulation of G protein-coupled receptor signaling pathway; positive regulation of epidermal growth factor receptor signaling pathway. Gene Ontology annotation, cellular component: photoreceptor outer segment membrane. The record is from RefSeq and is a predicted model, not a curated record.